Erythranthe guttata (spotted monkey flower) is the source of this 1621-nucleotide messenger RNA. RefSeq names its product Sodium Bile acid symporter family. NCBI's taxonomy places the organism in Eukaryota, Viridiplantae, Streptophyta, Magnoliopsida, Lamiales, Phrymaceae. Gene Ontology annotation, cellular component: chloroplast envelope. The record is from RefSeq and is a predicted model, not a curated record.
GGUACUACACUCUACAGCUGAAAUUUCGGGCGUGCACCACAACCCACAAUGGCGCGAGCACUCGUAAGCCCAACACUCCAUCCUCCGGUCAUCCGAACCCCGUCUUUCCGGCGCCUUCACCAACUUCCGACGCCGUUAAAUCCUCAACCGUCCGCCGUCAAUUCGAAUGCAGCGCCGCCUCUUCUCUGGAAACUCCGUCCAGUUCCUACAAUACGCCGCGGCAUUAGAGCAAGCGCGGAGCCCCAUCAGGGAAAUGGCGAUGGAGAAAACCGCCGACUUCCGCAAGCUCUGAGUUCAAAUUGGCCGAAAUCAUUUGCGAAAUUCGCGGCUGAUAAUUUUCUGCCAUUAGCUCUUGUCUCUGGAGUGGUGUUAGGUCUUGUGAAUCCUAGCCUUGGUUGUCUUGCUGAUACAUAUUACCUAUCAAAAUUUAGCACUUUUGGGAUAUUUGUAAUAUCAGGACUGACUCUUCGCAGUGAUGAAAUUGGUGCUGCUGCUGAAGCAUGGCCAGUUGGACUCUUUGGGCUGGCUUCAAUAUUACUUUUCACUCCGUUAUUUUCAAAAGUCAUUUUGCUGCUCAAGCUCCAGCCACAAGAAUUUGUCACAGGACUUGCUAUAUUUAGCUGUAUGCCUACCACAUUAUCUAGUGGAGUGGCGUUAACUCGGUUAGCUGGAGGGAACUCUGCUCUUGCUCUUGCGAUGACUGUCAUAUCCAAUUUAUUAGGGAUUUUAAUUAUACCUUUUUCAAUCUCGAAACUCAUAGGUGCUGGAGUUGGAGUAUCAGUUCCAGCCGAACGAUUGUUGAGAAGCCUUGUUCUCACACUUUUAGUUCCUCUCAUACUGGGAAAGGUUGCUCGAGAACUCUCCAGAGGGGUAGCAAACUUUGCAGAUGGAAAUCGUAAACUUCUGGCAAUGAUCAGCGCUAUCUUCCUUAGUUUUGUACCGUGGAUUCAAGUAAGCAGAUCAAGGUCACUUUUGUUAAUGGUGAAGCCAUCAGUUUUUCUCGUGGCUGUCGUGAUGGGAGCGCUUCUGCAUGCUGUCCUAUUAGCUUUCAACGCUUUGCUCAUUCCAAGUCUUUCGGCUUUAUCUGGAGGUAGUAAAUCACCUUUCGCCAAGAAAGAAAAUGCCAAUGCUCUUCUAUUAGUCGCAAGCCAGAAAACGUUGCCUGUGAUGGUAGCAGUUGUCGAGCAACUUGGUGGUGCUUUAGGUGAAUCCGGCUUACUCGUUCUUCCAUGUGUAGCAGCUCAUUUGAACCAGAUUAUCAUCGACUCGUUUUUAGUGAGCAUAUGGAAACGAAAAGUGACUGAAUUCGAAGAUUCCAAGGUUGCGUAGAGCUAAUUUAACAUGCACCGAAGGGUACGUCUAUCACAUUAGCUGUGUCCAUAUAUAUGGUUUAACCAUGACGUGACAGUACAAAUAAUCACUUUGUGAGGCCUUACGCAUUUGUUUUGUAUCUCUGCGUUUAUUUAUUAAUGUUAUUGGGCAUAAUGUUCCGAAACGCAAAGGUUUAUUUCAUCGGCAUUAUUUUCGUCUGAAGAACUACACAGCAAGUGCUGGUAAUGGUAAAUGUAAGUUAAUGAUGAAAACAAAUUUUCGAGAAAAUGUGAUGUUCCGUUUGAUGCAA